Messenger RNA from Diplodia corticola, 3555 nucleotides. Its product is annotated as cu2+-exporting atpase. The transcript has a single exon. The record is from RefSeq and is a predicted model, not a curated record. Gene Ontology annotation, molecular function: ATP binding; copper ion binding; ATP hydrolysis activity. Bases 1 to 3555 code for a protein of 1184 amino acids. Gene Ontology annotation, cellular component: membrane. Gene Ontology annotation, biological process: copper ion homeostasis; monoatomic cation transport. NCBI's taxonomy places the organism in Eukaryota, Fungi, Ascomycota, Dothideomycetes, Botryosphaeriales, Botryosphaeriaceae.
AUGGCCAAAUCCUACCUUCCCGUGUCGACGCAGGAUGUCGACAGCUCGUUGCCGCGAGCCUCUACCACCCACAUGGCUACCACCACACUGAAGGUCGGCGGCAUGACCUGCGGCGCUUGCACGUCGGCUGUCGAGAGCGGAUUCCAAGGAGUCGACGGAGCCGGCAAUGUCUCGGUCAGCCUGGUCAUGGAGCGCGCAGUCGUCCAGCACGAUCCCACCAAGCUGUCCGCCGACCGGAUUCAGGAGAUAAUCGAGGACCGAGGGUUUGACGCCGAGGUGCUUUCGACCGAUCUUCCGCAGAGCCCCAGCGGUGCUGCGGACCAUGACAGUGACGCGGCUUCGGAGGGACUAGUGACGACGACCGUGUCUGUGGGAGGGAUGACUUGCGGCGCGUGCACUUCGGCCAUCGAAGGCGCCUUCAAGGACGUCGCAGGCGUUAAGAACUUCAACAUUUCGCUGCUCUCGGAGCGCGCCGUCAUCGACCAUGAUCCAGGAAUGCUUAGCCCCGAGCAGAUUGCGGAAAUGAUCGAAGACACCGGCUUCGACGCAAAGCUUCUGGAAACAAAGCAGGCUCUAGCGCAGUCCCAGCCCCAAGGUUCCGGCAAGCGCGGGAAUGUCCUCACCACCACCGUCGCUAUCGAGGGCAUGACCUGCGGUGCAUGCACCUCUGCCGUCGAGUCCGGCUUCAGGGAUCUCGAUGGGAUGCUGCAGUUCAACAUCAGUCUGCUCGCCGAGCGCGCUGUGGUCACACAUGACCCUCGGAAACUCUCGCCAGAAAGAAUAGCAGAAAUCAUCGAAGAGAGGGGCUUUGACGCCAAGCUUCUGUCCUCAGUGGAUAGCGUGCAGGCCUCUGCCAGCAGCACAGCCCAACACCUCAAGAUCUACGGACUGGUCGACGCGAAAUCCGCAGAAGAGCUGGAAUCCACUUUGAAGGCAAUGCCUGGUGUCUUGGCUGUGUCCGUAAACUUCUCAACCUCUCGAGCCGCCAUCACGCACAAGUCCUCGGUCACCGGCCUAAGGGCGAUUGUGGAAGCUGUGGAAGCAGCAGGCUACAAUGCUCUUGUGGCCGAUUCGGAUGACAACAACGCUCAGCUCGAAUCCCUCUCCAAGACAAAGGAGAUUCAGGAAUGGCGCAGAGCAUUCAAAAUUUCGGCAUGUUUCGCUAUCCCUGUUUUCCUUAUCAGCAUGUUCAUUCCCAUGUUCCUCCCAUUCAUGAACUUCGGUAAAUGCCAACUCAUGCAUGGUCUUUGGCUUGGCGAUAUCCUGUGUCUUAUUCUCACCAUACCGGUUCAGUUUGGCAUCGGUAAGCGCUUCUACAAGUCUGCUUACAAGUCGCUUAAGCAUGGCUCUCCGACAAUGGACGUCCUGGUUGUUCUCGGCACUUCUGCGGCCUUCUUCUUCUCCGUCGCGGCCAUGCUUGUGUCCUUCCUCACUCCUCCGCACACCAAACCUGCAACCGUCUUCGACACCAGCACCAUGCUGAUUACCUUCAUCACUCUCGGUCGCUACUUGGAGAACCGGGCAAAGGGCCAGACCUCGAAGGCUCUUUCUCGCCUGAUGUCCCUCGCUCCCUCUAUGGCUACUAUCUACGCGGAUCCCAUUGCCGCGCUCAAGGCAGCGGAAGAAUGGGGCCAAGAUGAGAAGGCCAUCAGGGAUGAGUCUGCCAUGAACGGAAAUGCUGCAGAGGAAAAAGUCAUCCCAACCGAGCUCCUUGAGGUUGGCGACAUCGUCAUCCUUAAGCCCGGUGACAAGAUCCCGGCUGACGGUACCGUCACUCGUGGCGAAAGCUACGUCGACGAGAGUAUGGUCACUGGUGAAGCAAUGCCUAUUCUCAAGAAGAACGGUCAUGGUCUUAUGGCGGGCACGGUCAAUGGCGCUGGACGCGUGGACUUCAUCGUUACGCGUGCAGGUCGUGACACCCAACUUUCCCAGAUCGUUCGCCUCGUCCAAGAAGCCCAGACUACUCGCGCCCCCAUUCAGCGCCUCGCCGAUCUUGUCGCAGGCUACUUCGUCCCGGUCAUCGUCACCCUCGGCCUGGCAACGUUCGUUGCCUGGAUGGUCCUCAGCCACGCACUUCCGAACCCGCCCAAGGUCUUCAUGGACCACGCCAGUGGCGGUAGGCUCAUGGUCUGUGUCAAGCUUUGCAUUUCCGUCAUCGUUUUCGCAUGCCCGUGUGCUCUAGGACUCAGCACUCCCACAGCUGUCAUGGUCGGAACUGGUGUUGGCGCAGAGCAAGGUAUCUUGGUCAAGGGUGGUGCUGCACUUGAAAUGGCUACGAAAGUCACCCAUGUCGUUCUGGACAAGACUGGAACGCUCACUGUCGGCAAGAUGAGCGUAUCGGGCGCUGAUAUUCGUGGCGGAUGGACCAGCUCGAAGCCCAAGGAGCGCCUGUGGUGGACCUUGAUCGGCCUUGCCGAGAUGAGCAGCGAGCAUCCUAUUGCACGCGCUGUCGUCAUGGCUGCAAAGGACAACCUCGGACUUGGUGAAGACGGAGCUCUUGAUGGUAGUGCUGGUGACUUUGAAGCCACCAUUGGAAAGGGUAUCUCCGCGAACGUUGAGGCCGCUAUCUCUCCGGACCAGAAGAGAUACCGCGUUCUUAUCGGCAACGCAGACUUUCUGCGAUCACAGGGAGUUGAUGUCCCAGCGUCUUCCGAGGAAGCUGCCGCCUCAUUCAAUGACACUGAAAGCAACGAAGGCCUCGGAUCCACCGGCGUCACCACCAUCCACACCGCUGUUGACACCAUCUUCACUGGCACCAUCUCACUCUCCGAUACCCUUAAGCCUACCGCCCGCGCAACAAUCCGCGCGCUCCGCCGCCUUGGCGUCAGCGCCUCAAUCGUGACCGGUGACCAGAAAGCUCCCGCACUGGCAGUCGCCAGGGCGGUCGGCAUCCCGGCUUCCAACGUGUACGCCAGCGCCACACCCUCGACCAAGCAAGAAAUCAUCGAAGAACUCCAACGACCGCUCGCGCAAGGCGGCCAGGGCCAUGUCGUGGCCAUGGUCGGCGAUGGUAUCAACGACUCGCCCGCGCUCGCCACAGCCGCCGUCGGCAUCUCGCUCGCGUCCGGUACCGACAUCGCGAUGGAGGCGGCAUCGGUUGUCCUCAUGACACCCAACGAUCUUCUCUCGAUUCCGGCGUCGCUGCACUUGUCUCAGACCAUCUUCCGCCGCAUCAAGCUCAACCUGCUAUGGGCGUGUGGCUACAACCUCGUUGGCCUGCCCUUCGCCAUGGGAUUCUUCCUGCCCUGGGGUCUGUCCCUGCACCCCAUGGCCGCCGGCGCCGCCAUGGCAUGCUCCUCUGUAUCCGUCGUCGCCUCCUCGCUCGCCCUGCGCUGGUGGCGCCGCCCCCGUUGGAUGAGCCUCGAGAACCUCGACCCCGCCGCCGCGGCGCUCGAGGCCGCCGAUGGCAAGUCGUUGGACUCCGCAAAGAAGAGCGGCGGCAGCGGCUUCGCUAGCGUCGUGGCUUGGGUUAAGAGCUUCUGGGCCGAGAGGAAGAGGGAGAGGGAGGAAGCUGGGUAUGCGCCCGUCCCGCUGCGCGAUAUGGGUGAAGUAUAA